Plutella xylostella (diamondback moth) is the source of this 1579-nucleotide messenger RNA. It is a transcript of the gene yps, whose product is annotated as Y-box binding protein ypsilon schachtel. Gene Ontology annotation, molecular function: nucleic acid binding. The record is from RefSeq and is a predicted model, not a curated record. Lineage: Eukaryota; Metazoa; Arthropoda; Insecta; Lepidoptera; Plutellidae.
GGCAGCCGGCGCGGCUGUAGUUUCGGAUUGAUUGACACGAUCGAGAGCGGUAACAUCGAGGAGAGGUCGUGGAGGAUUUUACCAUCUCGCCACCAGCCGUUCGCCAAAUUACACCAUGGCUGAUACCGAAAAGGCGCCGCAGCCGCAGCAGCCCCAACAGCCGCAGCAAGAACAACAAGAGGCGUCGCCAACCCAACCCAAGGCGGCCGCCAAACAAAAGCAGGUCAUCGCUGAGAAAGUUUCGGGCACAGUGAAGUGGUUCAACGUUAAAAGCGGAUAUGGUUUCAUCAACAGGAACGAUACCAAGGAGGAUGUGUUUGUCCAUCAAACUGCCAUCGCCCGAAACAACCCUCGCAAGGCCGUGCGCUCCGUGGGGGACGGAGAGGAGGUCGAGUUUGCUGUAGUCGCUGGAGAGAAGGGCUAUGAGGCGGCCGGAGUUACUGGGCCUGGGGGGGAGCCGGUUAAGGGCUCGCCCUACGCAGCCGACAAACGCCGGGGCUUGUACCGCCAGUUCUACCCGCGUCAAGGCGGCGGUCGUGGUGGUGAAGGCGCUCCACGCAGAGGCGGCAUGCCACGUGGCCCGCGUGGCCCGCCCCCGCCCACCGAGGGGGGCGCGCAGGGAGACGAGGGGCAGGAGGGAGCCGGAGCCCCGCCGCAGCGCAGCUACUUCCGCCGGAACUUCCGCGGCGGACGUGGCCGUGGCGGCGGCCCCGGCCCGAUGAACCGCGGCGGCGGAGGCGGAGGAUACCGCCGCAUGCGCCCGCGCAACAACUACCAGGGGCAGCAGGCGCCGGGCGCGGGGGCCGCCCCCGCCGGCGCCCCGGCCGCGCCGCGCCAGAACGGACAGGAGGGCGAGGCCCCGGCCGCCGCCUCCUCGCCGCAGCAGGCUAAGGCCAAGACCGCCAAGCCUGCAGGUACUACCAUCGAGACCACCACCAAUGAGAGCCAGGCCUAAACACCCGCGGCACAGCCCCAUAAGUAGUGCUUUGAUGUUCUAGCUGUGCUGCUCUCUCAUACAUGUUUAAUGUCUUGUCUGUUCAUCUACGAGUGUUUAAAAUAAAGUUUGUUCCACAUGAUGAGAUAUAAUCCGUCAUUCUAUGUGUAUUUUAACAGCUAUUAAUUUCCUGGAGGCUUGAUGCCCACAUAGUGUAAGACAAUUGCAUGAUUUUUUAAUAAUAUUGUAACAUAAUCUUAAAAGAAAAUGAUGCAAUUGAAGAAUCUGAAUUUUCCGAAGCGGGUAAAAUUGGAAUUAUUAUUAUGGUAUCAGUGUCACGGAUCAAAAUGUGAUUAUUUUAUUAUGAUAAUAAAUAACAAUUAUAUUAUUUUAAACUAUUUUAGAAGUUUGGUAUUACAGUAUUUGGUUUUAAUUACAUUUUGUGCAAUUAUGAUUGUGUUGUGAAGUGAUACACAUGUUCCAAAUCCCCAAAUCAUGUAUUUUUUAAAGUGAGAGUUAUUUAUUUUAUUAAAAUUCUUUUUGCAUGUUUUUAACCAAAAGUGUUGAUUUGUUUAGAAUGAAUUAAAUUAUUUGUGUAUUUUCGUAAACACUCUGGGAAACAUAAUAAACAUCUUUUUACCUGUG